Gallus gallus (chicken) is the source of this 1966-nucleotide messenger RNA. It is a transcript of the gene TIGAR, whose product is annotated as TP53 induced glycolysis regulatory phosphatase. The record is from RefSeq and is a predicted model, not a curated record. Gene Ontology annotation, molecular function: fructose-2,6-bisphosphate 2-phosphatase activity. Gene Ontology annotation, cellular component: cytosol. The coding region runs from base 82 to 978 and encodes 298 amino acids. Lineage: Eukaryota; Metazoa; Chordata; Aves; Galliformes; Phasianidae. Gene Ontology annotation, biological process: fructose 2,6-bisphosphate metabolic process; negative regulation of programmed cell death; positive regulation of DNA repair. The transcript has 7 exons.
ACCGUCGGGCGCGAGGCGGACGUCGCAGCGCAGACCAGAGGAGCCGGGAGCAGGGCCCGUGCCCAGCUGUGUGGCCGUGCCAUGGUUCGCUUCGGGCUGACCGUCGUCCGCCAUGGAGAAACAAGAUACAACAAAGACAAGAUACUUCAAGGUCAAGGAAUAGAUGAGCCGCUCUCUCCGACUGGUUUCAAACAAGCAGAUGCUGCUGGUUUAUUUCUCAGUAAUGUAAAGUUUACUCAUGUCUUCUCAAGUGACCUCCUUCGAGCAAAGCAGCUAUUGUGUUUUUCAAAAGAAUGUGGACCAAUUAAGCAAAAAUCAAGUCUUCAGACUGCUGCCACAAUUAUAGGAAAAAAUAAGUUCUGCAAAGGUUUGGAAAUCAAGUGUGAUACAAGACUUCGAGAGAGAAAAUAUGGUGUUGCAGAAGGAAGGCCUUUGACUGACCUCAAGGCCAUGGCAAAGGCUGCAGGAGAGCAAUGUCCUACAUUCACACCUUCUGGAGGAGAAACACUGGAUGAAGUAAGAGAACGUGCAAGGGAUUUUUUUGAAUUUCUAUGUCAGCUAGCUGUUGAACUGGAACAGAAAGAUCAAGAGAUGCAUGGGGCAGCAAGCAGAAGCUCAGGAACGUGUGAAGAAGAGUCAGUUUUUCCUUGGACAGAUCACUGCGGUGUACGUAAACUUAGCUCUGAUAAUGGUGAAGCUUCUAAAUUGUUAUUAGAUGCCAAUAUCUUAGUGGUGAGUCAUGGAGCCUACAUGAGGAACUGGAUUGGUUAUUUUGUUUCAGAUCUCAAGUGUACUUUGCCAGCAAGUUUAACAAAGACUCAACUGUCUUCUGUCAGUCCCAAUACUGGAGUUAGUCACUUUAUUAUAAAACUUGAAAACAGAUCUGUGUUAAAACCUGAAAUCAUAUGUGUUUGUCUUAAUCAAGAUUCUCACUUGGUGGAUGUGGGUGCUGAAUGUGUAGCUCCGAAAAUGUUCUGAGAGUUUUUAUAGAGGGAAGUAGUUCUCAAUUAUAAUACAAAAUUGGAGAAAGAUACGUAUAGUAAUUACUGAGAUUGACGAGUUAUUGACACUGAAUUGCAUAAUGGAAGAUAUGCCUACCAUCUUAAGCUAACAUAUGGUGCGCAUGGUCCUAGUACCUGUAUAAGUUGGCACUGGAGAAAUAACAUUUGAUGUUCUUUAUGAACAGAAACAUACUUCCAGUCACUUGCAUGUCUGCUAUUACAGUGCAUACUUUUUAAAACUGCUUCUUAUUUACCCAUAAUUAUUUUGGUUAUCUCCAUGAGAAAGAAUUAGUGGUGGUGGAGAGGAAUGGUACUUGAGCUAUACUGUAUUGGUUUAUUACAAAAUGCUAUAUUGUAAUGUUAAUAUAUAUGUUGUUUUAAAGUAACUUUUUUGACCUGCAGUAGUAUAACUUAAAAAGGGGGAUUGCCUAGUGGAACAAGUUUGGUUCAGAGCCAGGUGACAUGUUCUUGACUCUGAUACUAACUGUGAAACUCUGGGCAAAUAUCUUUUCCAUUUGUAAAAUGGGGAUGAUAAUAUACCUACCUCGCAGGAGCUUUUGGUAAGAAAUGUUAGGGUUGUUGAGACCUCUAUUGAAGAGCACUGUACACAACAUAAAAUAUUUAUUUUUAAUUGUAAGCAGAAUGAGCACAUAAUUGAAACACCAAUCUGUAAAUCUGUAUUUUAAAAAGUAACUUUAUCAAUACUGUAAACUGUACCUGACUGGAAUCCUGUUGUCAAUUGCAGUUAUAUACUUAAUGGAUGAGAAUUUUGACCUAGAAUUAGGCAAGCUUGGUUGCUUGAUGAUUGAUUGCUUGUAGCUGCUAUUAGUGCUGCAUUACUUCCCAACUGGGUUGUCUGUAGUGUUACUAUGUAAACUUAUCCAACUUCUUUAUCAUGUCCACGUACUUUUUCAUCAUUUGCAUAUUUUAAGCUUUAAAAAUAAAGGCUCCUGAAUAGAACUCCA